Messenger RNA from Phodopus roborovskii (desert hamster), 1209 nucleotides. It is a transcript of the gene Fbl, whose product is annotated as fibrillarin. The transcript has 9 exons. Gene Ontology annotation, molecular function: RNA binding; histone H2AQ104 methyltransferase activity; rRNA methyltransferase activity. Bases 124 to 1113 code for a protein of 329 amino acids. Lineage: Eukaryota; Metazoa; Chordata; Mammalia; Rodentia; Cricetidae. The record is from RefSeq and is a predicted model, not a curated record. Gene Ontology annotation, cellular component: small-subunit processome; nucleolus; Cajal body. Gene Ontology annotation, biological process: box C/D sno(s)RNA 3'-end processing; rRNA methylation.
GGCGUGGUUACGCGCCUCCGUCACGCGCCUGUGCGUCGCCGCGCGCAUGCGCUCCUUUCCACGUGCGACUCGUGGAGUCCGGGACGCCGCAGACUGCUGGAGCCGCGCGACUAGGACGCCGUGAUGAAGCCAGGCUUCAGCCCCCGUGGGGGCGGCUUUGGUGGCAGAGGAGGCUUUGGUGACAGAGGCGGUAGAGGAGGAGGCCGAGGAGGCCGAGGCGGCUUUGGCGGGGGACGGGGAGGCUUUGGUGGAGGUCGAGGUCGAGGUGGAGGAGGAGGUGGAGGCUUCAGGGGACGAGGAGGUGGAGGAGGAGGUGGACGAGGUGGAGGCUUCCAGUCUGGGGGCGGCCGGGGUCGAGGUGGUGGCCGGGGAGGCAAAAGAGGAAACCAGGCAGGGAAGAAUGUGAUGGUAGAGCCACAUCGGCAUGAAGGUGUCUUUAUCUGUCGCGGAAAGGAGGAUGCCCUUGUCACGAAGAAUCUGGUCCCUGGAGAAUCUGUGUAUGGGGAGAAGAGAGUCUCUAUUUCAGAGGGAGAUGACAAAAUUGAGUACCGAGCCUGGAACCCCUUCCGUUCCAAGCUGGCAGCAGCAAUCCUGGGCGGUGUAGACCAGAUCCACAUCAAGCCAGGAGCCAAGGUGCUCUAUCUCGGGGCAGCGUCAGGCACCACUGUCUCUCACGUCUCUGAUAUCGUUGGCCCGGAUGGUCUGGUCUACGCAGUUGAGUUCUCCCACCGUUCUGGCCGUGACCUCAUCAACUUGGCCAAGAAGAGGACCAACAUUAUUCCGGUGAUUGAAGAUGCUCGGCACCCGCACAAAUACCGCAUGCUUAUCGCGAUGGUGGAUGUGAUCUUUGCGGACGUGGCACAGCCAGACCAAACCCGGAUUGUGGCCCUGAAUGCCCAUACCUUCCUGCGGAAUGGAGGACACUUUGUGAUUUCCAUUAAGGCCAACUGCAUUGACUCCACUGCCUCGGCAGAAGCUGUGUUUGCAUCCGAAGUGAAGAAGAUGCAGCAGGAAAACAUGAAGCCCCAGGAGCAGUUGACACUGGAGCCCUAUGAACGCGACCAUGCUGUGGUUGUAGGUGUGUACAGGCCACCUCCUAAGGCGAAGAACUGAAACUCAAAGCUGUCUGGAUUCGAAGAAAUGUGUGUUGUUACUGUUGCACGUGUAGUUUUGUUUUGUUUUGUUUUCUAUUAAAAGUACUCAUCUGUC